This is a messenger RNA of Seminavis robusta, 480 nucleotides long. The record is from the annotation of a GenBank genome assembly. NCBI's taxonomy places the organism in Eukaryota, Bacillariophyta, Bacillariophyceae, Naviculales, Naviculaceae.
AUGUCUGACGAUGAUUACGCAAUUGAAUCCACCGAUGCCGGUGCCUCCGCUACCAUUCCUAUGGAAGCUGGUCAGAUCAAGAAGGGAGGACACAUGAUGAUCAAGGGAAAGCCCUGCAAGGUCCUUUCCAUCUCCGUCUCCAAGACAGGAAAGCACGGUCACGCCAAGUGUAACUUUCUCGCCACGGAUAUUUUCACUGGCAAGAAGUACGAAGAUAUGAUUCCCUCCACCCACGGAACCACUGUCCCCAUUGUCAACCGUUCCGACUGGGAGAUUAUCGACAUUGACGACGACGGUGCACUCACUCUUAUGGACGAAGGUGGUAACCAGAAGACCGAUCUUAACUUGCCCACUUUCCCCGACACUCUUGCAGAUGAAAUCCGUGAUGCUUGGAAUGGUGGUGAAAACUCUGUCAUGGUCACGGUCCAGGGUGCUGUUGGUAUUGAACAGGUUAUUGCCUACAAGAAGGAGUCUUCUUAA